Exophiala viscosa is the source of this 1231-nucleotide messenger RNA. Its product is annotated as VPS28 protein-domain-containing protein. The record is from RefSeq and is a predicted model, not a curated record. The transcript has a single exon. Gene Ontology annotation, biological process: protein transport to vacuole involved in ubiquitin-dependent protein catabolic process via the multivesicular body sorting pathway. Gene Ontology annotation, molecular function: protein-containing complex binding. The coding region runs from base 151 to 879 and encodes 242 amino acids. Gene Ontology annotation, cellular component: ESCRT I complex. NCBI's taxonomy places the organism in Eukaryota, Fungi, Ascomycota, Eurotiomycetes, Chaetothyriales, Herpotrichiellaceae.
CUCUCCGCACGAACCUUAUGGCCGCAGGCUUGUCUGUCCCCUCACCACCAGACACUGUUGACAGCCCAGGGCAGCCUUGCGGAUGUACAAACAUCCAGACUAGAAUUGUUUCCACCAAGCGCAGCAUCCGCUGAUGUUUCAUCGCUGAUCAUGUACGGUACAGCGUCACCACGGCCACUCUCCUACGCCCCUACGCCAUACUCAUACACGCCCACAAACACCCUCUCCGCACGAAUCAACCUCGACGAGGAGGUGAAACUUGCAGAUUCUGCGGCGGAGCGUGACCUGAUUGAUUCUUUGGCGGAAAUCUACAGUAUCAUCCGCACGAUCGAUGGCCUGGAAAAAGCAUACAUCAAAGAUGCGCUUCCUGAAAAUGAGUACUCAGACAUGUGCUCGAAGCUGCUCAAGCAAUACCGCUCGAUCCUCAACGAUGAGAACGUAUCCCGCGAAUUCGUCGACUUGGACACUUUUACACGCAAAUGGGACAUUGAAUGCCCUCGAGCAAAAGAGAGAUUAAGAGUCGGUCUUACAGCGGACGAGGUGCUCACCGUACAAAAGGCUGCGCCUGGCUCCACGGCUCCAACCACAAUCGCUUCAGGAAGUCUCAUUCUUAAUGCCACCGAGAACUUCAUCACCUUUCUGGAUGCACUGCGAUUGAACAUGGUCUCCAAGAGUGCCCUACAUCCACUACUUUCAGAUGUCAUUCAGUCAGUGAACAAAGUGACUGACCAAGAUUUUGAGCACCGUGGCAAGAUCAUACAGUGGCUCAUCACCCUCAAUCAGAUGAAAACGUCGGAAGAGCUGAGCGAUGAUCAAGCACAUGACCUGGCGUUCGAUAUGGAACAGGCAUAUAAUGGUUUCAAGUCAAUAAUACACUGAAGUCAGAUCAGUCUCCGCAGAACAGUACGCCGUCGGCACACCCAUGGCCGCAACCCCUGCGCGCCUUCCCAGCUCAUUGUUGAGGCCAACGCCUGGAUGACAAGAGCCUGGAACACCCAACGUCGUUCUAUUGGGACUGGAGACUUUGAAAAACAACAACAGCGUCCCGAUCAGGACAGAAGCUUUCACCACAGUCGUCUGGCUCCAAUCGCUUACAUGUCAAUUUAGUGGGAGCGAACUAUUCCGAGGCCUGUCUGGAUGUCUUCGCUUGACGAGGACAGUAUUGCAGUCCAUCGACUCACACAUUGAUCAUUUUGUACGAAACUCCAGAAUGCUGUCAAUACUAUUGAUA